Salpingoeca rosetta is the source of this 1245-nucleotide messenger RNA. RefSeq lists its product as uncharacterized. The transcript is spliced from 11 exons. NCBI's taxonomy places the organism in Eukaryota, Choanoflagellata, Craspedida, Salpingoecidae. Gene Ontology annotation, biological process: mitochondrial respiratory chain complex IV assembly. The coding region runs from base 187 to 1047 and encodes 286 amino acids. Gene Ontology annotation, cellular component: mitochondrion; membrane. The record is from RefSeq and is a predicted model, not a curated record.
GCUGUAAUAAGGCGUGUUGGACAUGAAAUCAAACAACCAGUGAUUGUUGCGCGCUGUUGCUGCACUUGCUGUUCGGGUUUCCACCACGACCACCUCAUCCACCCCAUCAGCAUCAGCAUACCCCCCCCCCCUCCCCCUUCACCCUCACCCUCACCCUCGCCUGAUCAGCGGCACAGAUCCGCAACGAUGAUGCUCUCCAUGAUUGCGAGGCGCCUCCAAGUCCCUGUGCGUCGGCUUGCAUCCACAGCGGUUCCAAAAGGCAUGCGCCGCGGAGCGGCGGAUGGUGGCGGCAGCUCGGGCGUGUCGCCGCUGUUGAUGGCCAUGCCUGCGAUUGCCUUUGGGCUCGGUACCUGGCAGAUCUUCCGCAAGAAACAGAAGGAGGAGCUCAUCGCUGUUAUGGAGGGAAAGCUGUCCAAGGAGGCUGUUCCACUGCCAACCUCAGUUGUCGACGUUGCUGGUAUGGAGUAUGAACGUGUGAGUGUUGAGGGCGAGUUUCUCCACGACCAAGAGAUUAUUGUGUCACCACGCACGCGCACACGUGAGGCCUUCUCAAGCAUGGGCGAUGUGCCCACCCCCGGUGCCCAGAUCAUCACUCCGUUCCGCCGCGCAGACACCGGGGAUGUGAUUCUAGUCAACCGCGGUUUUGUCACAGAGGACUACGUUCCUCCAUCGAAACGCCAGCAAGGACAAGUGCAGGGCAAGCAGAAGCUUGAGGGCAUCGUUCGCCUCGGAGAAAAGAAAGGGGCGUUUGUUCCUGAGAAUGAGCCGGAGAAGGAUGAGUGGCGCUGGAUCGAUAUCAAGACAAUGUCGGAAGCGCGAAACACAAAGCCAAUCCUCAUUGAUGUCGUGGAAGAGUGCACGCCGCCUGGAGGGAUGCCGCUUGGUGGACAGACGCAGAUCAACAUCCGCAACGAACAUAUGCAGUACAUCAUCACUUGGUAUUCGCUCGCAGCGGCCACGUUUGCAAUGCUGGUUGUUCUCCGCCGUAACCAGGGCAAGCGCGCGGCUCGAAAGCUCCCGCCCCAGGCCAUGAGCGGUCGACAAUAGACAUGUGCGUGCGUGCGUGUGUGUGUAUGUGUCUGUGUCUGUCUGUGUCUGUCUGUGCGUCUGUAUGUGCGUGUCUGUGUGUCUGUCUGUGUGUGUGUGUGUGUGUGUGUGUCUGUGUGUGUGUGUGUGUGUGUCUGUGUGUUUUCAGCUGGCUCGCUGCAUCAUUAUCAUUAAAUGCUCGAAGGAAACGGUCUUGGA